Messenger RNA from Plasmodium yoelii, 2799 nucleotides. Its product is annotated as conserved Plasmodium protein, unknown function. The transcript has a single exon. The coding region runs from base 1 to 2799 and encodes 932 amino acids. The record is from RefSeq and is a predicted model, not a curated record. Lineage: Eukaryota; Apicomplexa; Aconoidasida; Haemosporida; Plasmodiidae.
AUGCCAAUAAAUAUAACGCUUGAAAGAUUUUACAAAAUGUUAUGGCCACAACUUAAUUGUACUCAAAUAAAAAUUUACUGUAAACUAUCGCGAUGUUCUAUUUAUAACAUAAAAUGUGUUAAUCGUUUUAUUUGCACAAGCUCAAAACGUAUAGAAGAGAAUAGUAUAUUGAAUAAAAGCAGAACAAGCUAUUACAUAAAUAAUAAAAAUAAUAAAAAUAAUAAAAAUAAAAAAAAUUUCAUUAGUGUUGUACACAUUGGCAAAUGUAACAUUUCUGAAAAAGGUGUUAAAACAAUUAAUAUCGAAAAUACUAAUGAUGACACACAAAAUUUUACAAGAAAUUCCCUUAUAAAUAUGAUAAGUGAAAUAAAAAUUGGAGAUAUAAAUAAUGAGGAAAAAAUAUAUUCAUUUUUAUCAAAAUUGUUAAAUAAAAAAUAUAGCAAAGAAAGCUUUUUAAAUUUACUAAGCUUAACUGAAUUUUAUAAAACAUCCAUAAUAUAUAGUCAAAAAAAUAUAUUAUUAAAUAAAAAUAUAAUAAAUAAUAUCUUAAAUAAUAUUAAUUUUAUAAUUAAAAAUAAAGAUUAUAAUUAUAUGUUUAAAUGCUUUGAACUUAUGUGUAUAUAUAAAAUUAGCAAUUUAAAAAUAUUCCAAAAAAUAAUUUAUUUUAUUCUUAAAUAUAAUAAAAAAGACGAAGAAAAAAUAAUUACUAUGAAUUAUAUAAUUACAUAUUUAUAUAAUAACAAAAUAUAUGAUAAAUUAAUAUGUAUAUUAUUAGUUAAAUAUAUAUUCUCAAAAGAUAAUUAUUUUUUUAAUUUUUUAAAAAAUCAAAAUAACAUAAAACAUAAUUUUUUAUCAUUUAUAAUUUAUAUAACCAAAAUAAAUGAUUAUUUUAAAGAAUUACAAAUAUUCAAAUUUUUGAAAAUAGACAAUAUUUUAAAGAUAUAUUCUGAUUAUUUUUGUUAUGAAAUAAAAUCAAAUUUAAAUUUUAUUAAUAAUAUUAAAGACAUAAUUAUAUUACAAAAUAUUUUUUUAAAAUGGGAAUUUUAUGAUUAUAAUUUUUAUUUAUUAAUUAAAGAAUAUAUAAAUUAUUCUUUAACUUAUUUGAAUAUAUCUAAUGUUCUACAUUUGAUGUCGAAUAUGUUACUAACCUUUACAACAAAUGAUAGAAUAUUAUUUGAUCAUCAAAAUAUUUCUGUGUCUAAUUUAAAAAAAAUAGAAAAAAAUAAAACACACAAUAACAGUUCUAUACCAUAUGUUAAUCAUAAUUACAAAAUUUUUCUUUCAAAUAAAUAUUUAAUUGAUUCUAUAAUUAGAACAAUUGAUCAUAAUAUAUCAAAUAAUACUCAUGAUAUAGAUAGUGUUUUAAAAUAUAUAACAUUAUCAUCAUAUUCUCAUUUUAUGUUAUAUCAUAAUUGGUGGUUAAAUACAAAUAUAUAUGAUAAAUUAAAAUGGAAAAAUAAAAGAAAAAAUAAAAAAAAUAACAUAAAAGCUCUUAUCCAAUCAAAACUACCAUUUAAAAAUCAUUUUAACGAAAAAAUUUCAUAUCUUUUAAAUAUUGUCCUUAUUAAAUAUAAUUCAAUUAACACAACAAAUAAUAUAAAUAACAAAUUCGAAAAUAAUUUAUCUCAAUUCAGUAACCAUGAAAACGAUUUUAUUUCUAAUAUGAAUAUAAAUUAUACACCCUUAAUUAAUAAUAAAUAUUUACCAUAUAUUUUUAAGACAUUUAUAAGAGCUUCAUUAUUUGAUUAUAAUUUAAUUAAAAAUGAAAAAUUUUGUUUUUUUUUUGAAAAUUUAUUUACAGAAUGUGUUAAUUCGUAUAUAUCAUUAUAUGAAAAUCAUGAUAAAAAUAUUAUUGAUAAUAUAAAGAUUGAGGAAAAUAAUUUGUGGGAAUUACAUCCUAAUAAUAAUAAUUUUAAAAUACAAGAAGAAAACAUACUAAAACAAAAAAUGAAUAAAAAAAGCUUAUAUGAAAUAAGUUCGAUAUGUGAAUGUUUUUUUCUCCUUAAAUAUUUUCAACAAAAAAAUAAAAAUAAAACAAUCAUAAUUAAUACACAAAUUAACAUACCAAAUGAUAUUUUUGAAAAUAAUUUGUACAUUUUUUUAGAUCGAAUUAAUAGAAUGUUUUUCAACAACAAAUUAAAUAAUUCUGAUCUUAACAGACAUUAUAUUCAUAAUAUAUUAUUUGAAAAUUAUUUAAAUCAUGAAAAUUAUUUUUUUAACUAUUAUUUAUUAUUGAGAAUAUUAUUGCCCUUAAUAUUUAACAACACUCUUGAAGAAUGUCUAAAAAUUACGAAACAAGUUAUUGCACACAUUAUCUCGCUACCAUUUGUUAAAAAAUUAUUACAAUUACCACCUAAUAUUAUAUCAAACUCUUCAAAUUAUACUAAUAAUAUUAACAAUACUGAUUUAAAACUUAGUAAUGAACUCAUUUUUAAAAGAUGGUAUAAAUGGGAAAAUAAUAUCAUAACAAUAAAUAAUAAAAGAAAAAUAAGAAAAAAAAUAAAAGAAAAAAUGAAUAUGCUUGAUUUUAUACAGGCAGGUGAAUUCAUAAGACCAACAUAUAUCUAUAUCUUAUGUUUGUAUAAAAUUUCAAAAUCCGAAUAUAUAUUUGAAUAUUUCUUAAAAGACAUUUCCAAAAUUUAUACCAUACAAUUUGAGACAGCAAAAAAUAAAAUGACAAAUUUUAUUCAUUCAUUAUAUGAAGAAAUAAAUAUAAGUACUUUUAAUUAUAUCACUAAAAAUUCACCUAAUUUAAAUAAACAUACACUAAAGAGCAAGGAAAAAAAAACGCCAAUGUAA